Molecule: messenger RNA, 576 nt
Organism: Rotaria socialis
Lineage: Eukaryota; Metazoa; Rotifera; Eurotatoria; Philodinida; Philodinidae
Source: the annotation of a GenBank genome assembly
AUGAUAUUCAUAACAACUGUUCAGUGUGAGACUGAUAUUCUGGCGAUUAUGGCUCUUCAACAAGCUAAUCUCAAACGAAACGUUCCAAUUGAAGUACAAGCCUCUGAUGGUUUCGUUACUGUUGAACAUCGGCAUAAUGUUCUUCAGAGAAUGAAUCAGAUAAUGCCGAGUAUCAUCGCUAAAGAUGACAUUUCCAAAAUAGUCGGAUACGCCCUAUCGAUGCCACCUGAAUUUGGCGCAGAAGUACCAGAGCUUCAUUCUUUAUUCUCCAUUAUCAAUUCGCUGGAAUACAAAGAAAAGCCUCUUAAAGAUUAUGCUUACUACGUUAUGGGUCAGUCAUGUGUAGCAGCUGGUUUUCGAGGUCAGAAGAUCUUGACAAGAAUGCUAAAUAAACAUCGGGAAAUCUACAGUGAUCGUUUUCGACUAAUCAUUACAAGUAUUUCUGAUAAAAACCCACGUUCUCUUUAUGCUCAUAUAAGGGCCGGUUUUGUUUCAAUAAAUUCGUUUCAUGAUGAGAUGACGAAUGAAAUAUGGCAUAUGUUAGUAUGGGAUUGGCACAAAGACAUUUCUUCAUGA